Messenger RNA from Bombina bombina (fire-bellied toad), 2383 nucleotides. It is a transcript of the gene PLD3, whose product is annotated as phospholipase D family member 3. Bases 189 to 1664 code for a protein of 491 amino acids. Gene Ontology annotation, molecular function: catalytic activity. The record is from RefSeq and is a predicted model, not a curated record. The transcript has 12 exons. Lineage: Eukaryota; Metazoa; Chordata; Amphibia; Anura; Bombinatoridae.
GGCUGGGGAAAAACCCUCCCCCGUACAGACAUUUAAAUCCCUCCUCCUUUUUGUUUUGCUGUACGUUGUCUCCAGCGUUAGACGAGACUGACUGAGUGCUUUUGUUCUGCUGCAGGGCUUGGGGGGUACUUAAUCAUUUACCCUAAAACCAAGGAGAUUUUGUUGAACUUGUUGAAUUUACGGAUCCAAUGAAGCCGAAAGUUAUUUACAAACAGUUAAAGCCCCCGGCAACAGAGAGAGAGGCUUAUUUGGAGCAUGUGAGUCAACAGGAGAAUGCAAGAAAGUACUACCGAUGUGCGCUUAUCUUUGCUGUGUUGAUCACGCUCCUAUGCUCCCUUUUGGCUUCUCAGUUGCUAUUCUUCCCAUUUUUCUUCAGCACCUCUCAACUGGAGACGGUGACAUUUCUAAGCCAGGACAAUAGAUGUGAUGAUCAGUGCACGUUUGUACUUGUGGAGAGCAUACCAGAAGGUCUAGUUUACGAUGACAAUGUGACCAUCAACCCCUCUGUCUUCCAGAGCUGGUCAGACCUUAUUCAUCAAGCUAAAAGCAGUGUGGAUAUUGCAUCAUUCUACUGGACUCUGACUAAUAAUGACACACACACUUAUGCAGCCUCAGCCAAUCAGGGGGAAGAGAUCCUCCAAGAACUUAUGAAACUGAAACAAAAAGGUGUGUCACUAAGGAUUGCCGUAGACCCAUCGGGUUCUAAAAAAGAGGACAUCACAUUGCUACAGAAUAGUGGAGCGGAGAUACGUAUUGUGAACUUACCAAACCUAACUGGUGGAAUACUGCACACCAAAUUUUGGGUUGUGGACAACAAGCACCUAUAUCUUGGUAGCGCCAACAUGGACUGGCGCUCUUUAACACAGGUGAAGGAACUUGGGGCAACAGUCUAUAACUGCAGCUGCUUGGCACAAGACUUGGGGAAAAUAUUUGAAGUCUACUGGUCCCUAGGUGUGUCCAAUACUACCAUUCCUUCUCCUUGGCCAGCCAAUUAUUCAACUUCGUACAAUGAAACAUCGCCAUUAGAAGUCACUUUGAACAACACAGCAUCUCAGGUCUAUAUCUCGAGUUCACCACCACCCCUUUCGCCAACUGGCAGAACAGAUGACAUCAGAUCUAUUCUUAGUAUUAUAGAUGACGCCAAAAAAUUUAUAUAUAUCUCCGUUAUGGAUUACACCCCAACCGAGGAAUAUUCUCAUCCGAAGAGAUUCUGGCCUGAAAUUGAUGAUCAUCUACGUAAAGCUGUCUACGAAAAGCGGAUAAAUGUCAGACUUCUGAUUAGCUGCUGGAAAAACUCCAACCCUGCGAUGUUCCCAUUCCUCACAUCUCUGGCCGCUCUCAACAGCACUAAGAGUCACUACAACAUCGAAGUGAAAAUAUUUGUAGUCCCAGCAACACCUGAACAAAAAAAGAUCCCGUUUGCUAGGGUGAACCACAACAAGUAUAUGGUGACUGACCGGGUGGCAUAUAUAGGUACAUCCAACUGGGCUGGGGAUUAUUUUAUCCGCACAGCUGGUGCCGCCAUUGUGGUAAAUCAGACCAGUUCCACCAAUACCUCGGACAACAUUCAAAAUCAACUGCGAGCUGUGUUUGAUAGAGACUGGAACUCUAAUUACAGCCGACCACUUCACACCCUAAAAUCAUGGAAACAAUGCAACUUUUAGAUUGCUUAUAACCACAAGAGAUAUUACUUGAUAUUAUGGUUCAAUCUGGUCACCACACAGAUGCACCUAUCCGGGAUUAAAAACAAAUCACAUUGGCUGCUAUUUAAGAUUUAAAAUUGUUAUGGUGGGAAUUCAGUCUGAUCAGCAUUAAUAUACCUAACCCAGUUGCAUUGAAUCCCUGUUCUGUUAAAUUUACAAACCAUGACUUUGAAUAUUUAGGUCAUUUUUUGCACUAUAAUGGUACAAUACACCACUAGGUUUUUGGGGUUUUUUACUAAUAAAUAAUGACUAUCUGGUUAAUCCCUUUCAAGUUUCCAUUUUGACUUUUGCCCAGCAAAAUUGUAGAAGCUAACACUUUAAAUUUUAUUUGCUGCGGCAAACCUGAAAAUAAAGCCUUUUUUUUCAUGGAUUAUUACGUAGUGAAAUGUGCAGUGCGCUGAGCUAGCUAAGUCAAUGCACAGUGCGAUCCCCUAACUGUUCAUGCAAUCACACAAAAUGAUAAUUCACUUCAGUAGAGCUGUACAACGUUCAUAUUUAUGGGGAGCAGAGUUAAAGGGACAAUAAAAUUAUAGUUUUAUCUCCAUACAAUGUUUGUUUAUGCAUAGUGAAAACCAUGCAUGCGUUAUUUAUUUUCCUGCUUUUCUUUUACAUCUAAGGGACAGUAAACACCGUUAUUUAUUAUUGUAUGUAAAACAACUUUGCAAUAUACUAUUUAUUUU